This is a messenger RNA of Camellia sinensis, 2553 nucleotides long. It is a transcript of the gene PDE327, whose product is annotated as FAD/NAD(P)-binding oxidoreductase family protein. The record is from RefSeq and is a predicted model, not a curated record. Gene Ontology annotation, molecular function: FAD binding. Lineage: Eukaryota; Viridiplantae; Streptophyta; Magnoliopsida; Ericales; Theaceae.
UCAUCCAAACGGACCCUAUCUCUGUCUCCACUUUUGAAACUUUCAUCCCCUGCUGGCCUCACAGCUAUGUCCAUCACCUGCAACUGCAAGCUCAUCCCUCUUCAUCUCUCUCUCCUCCCAAACCCUAACCCUAAACUUCCAUUUCCUAACCCCAACCCACCCCCUCUCUCUGCUCCAAAACUACUCUCGAUCCGAUGCGCCAAGAGGUCCCAACGAACCGGAAAGUAUAGAUACCCCUCUGAGAAGAAGAAGCUCAAGUCCAGACAGCAAACCCAAAUCGAUGUCCCCCAAAAAUUUGAAGGGUUUUGGAGGCUAUCGAAGCUCGGAGUCUCAGUCCACAGAGACCCUGGAAAAGAUUUUCUUGAUGUUUCGGACGCUUUACUUGAAGAAAUUGCCAAAGUUCUCGAAUUCCCGGUUGCUUCUAUGUUGCCGCCAGAAGCAUUCUCAGUUGUUCGGAAAUCUUUUGAUGCAAGGAAGUCGCUGAAGGAGCCCAAAUUUGUAUAUACUGUAGACAUGGAUGUCAUUAAACUCUUGGAUCUAGAACCUCGCACUUGGGACUUCAUUUCUCGACUGGAACCCAAAGUUGGGUUGAUAGAGCAUAUGCUUGAUGAAAGAGUUUCUGGUGAUAUAAUUAACGUAAUACAUGAUUAUAGAAGGAUCUAUAAUGGUGUAGUUUCAAAUGAAGGUGGACAUAUUCAAUUGGGUGAAUCAUUCAAGUACCCUGCAACUAAAAAACCAAAAGUAGGUGUUGUUGGCAGUGGACCAUCAGGGUUGUUUGCUUCUCUUGUGCUUGCAGAACUUGGUGCUGAUGUUACCUUAAUAGAAAGGGGUCAAGCAGUUGAACAAAGGGGUCGUGAUAUUGGCGCUUUGGUAGUUCGACGAAUUUUACAACUUGAAAGCAAUUUUUGCUUUGGAGAGGGUGGUGCAGGUACUUGGAGCGAUGGAAAGCUAGUAACUAGAAUUGGAAGGAACAGCUGUAGUGUUUUGGCGGUUAUGAAAACGUUAGUUCAUUUUGGAGCUCCAAAGAAUAUCUUGGUUGAUGGAAAGCCUCAUUUGGGAACUGACAGAUUGGUUCCACUAUUACGCAACUUUCGGCGGCAUCUACAAGGAUUGGGGGUUAAUAUCAGGUUUGGCACAAGGGUAGAUGAUUUGCUUGUAGAGAAUAGAAGUGUUGUGGGGGUGAAAAUUUCUGAUUCAAGCAACGACUUAAAGUUUGAUAGCCAGAAGUUGGGAUGUGAUGCAGUUGUUCUUGCAGUUGGACAUUCUGCCCGUGAUAUAUAUCAAAUGCUUCUGUCUCAUGAUAUGAACCUGUGUCCGAAAGAUUUUUCUGUUGGGUUGCGAAUUGAGCAUCCUCAAGAACUAAUAAACAGCAUACAGUAUUCUGGAUUGGCCACUGAAGUCCGCAGUGGACGUGGGAAAGUACCAGUUGCUGAUUACAAAGUCGUUAAGUAUAUUAAAGGAGAUGAUGUGGAUACAACCUUUAAUCCAGGGACUGUGAGGCGUGGUUGUUAUUCCUUCUGCAUGUGUCCUGGUGGGCAGGUUGUUCUUACCAGUACAAAUCCAUCAGAACUAUGUAUCAAUGGCAUGUCAUUUUCUCGACGUGCAUCGAAGUGGGCAAAUGCAGCUCUCGUUGUUACUGUCUCAUCUAAGGAUUUUGAUGCUCUAAAUUUCCAUGGACCUCUUGCUGGAGUUGAGUUUCAGAGGGAAUUUGAGCGAAGAGCUGCUACAAUGGGAGGGGGCAAUUUUGUGGUGCCUGUGCAAACAGUUACUGAUUUUCUGGAAAAUAAGUUGUCUGGAGCAUCUGUUCCGCCGUCAAGUUAUCGAUUGGGAGUGAAGGUAGCCAGCCUCCAUGAAUUGUUCCCCAAUAAUAUAACGGAGGCUUUACAAAAUUCACUCUCAAUGUUUGACAAAGAGUUACCAGGAUUCAUCUCCAAUAAUGCUCUUCUUCAUGGAGUAGAGACAAGAACUAGUUCUCCUGUCCAGAUUCCCCGCAACACCGACACUUACGAGAGCACGUCAUUAAAAGGACUCUACCCAGUUGGAGAAGGAGCAGGCUAUGCAGGUGGGAUUGUGAGUGCGGCUGUUGAUGGCAUGUAUGCUGGUUUUGCUGUGGCAAAAAAUCUAGAUCUUUACCGGGGCAGCAUAGACUCACUUUUGGGCAAGGCUCAAAAUCCCAGUUUUACAAAUUACUAGAAAAGCUGUUUUGAUCACUUCAUUUCAACUGUUUUCUCACUUGAAGCUGAAGGGGAUGAUGAACCAAACCUCAGACACACUUCUUGGUUUAGCUCUUGAAGAUGAUACUGUUCCCGACUUGUACCACUAUAAUGAUACCCAUUUGCUAGAUUUGAAGUUUUGGAUUAGUCUGUGGAGAAUCAAAGAAGCAUGUACUUGACUUUUGACUUUUUGAAUUAUUUUAUUUUGUAAUUUUUCUUUGCUGAGUAAAUUUUUGCAUUCAAUUCAUGCAAAGUGUUAUCAUCAGCAAUCUGUCAAUGAAAAUUGUUACUUUGCAUGUGUCAUGUUCUCAAUAAGAAGAAAAAAAAAUCUUUACCUUUU